Messenger RNA from Coprinopsis cinerea okayama7#130, 588 nucleotides. RefSeq lists its product as hypothetical. Bases 1 to 588 code for a protein of 195 amino acids. NCBI's taxonomy places the organism in Eukaryota, Fungi, Basidiomycota, Agaricomycetes, Agaricales, Psathyrellaceae. The transcript is spliced from 5 exons. The record is from RefSeq and is a predicted model, not a curated record.
AUGACCACCAAAACAUCCCAGACCCCCGACCCAGUGCUCUACCUAGAUCCACACGAGGUCGAAAGAAGCGCAACGUUGGCCAGUGAUCGUGUUGGCCACAUUCCUGCAGACGAAGACAAGAUCGAGGUCUCACCUCAGUCUGACGCGGGCAGCCCAUCUCCUUCCACCGAUCUCCCCCGCCCAGCACCACGAUCCAAAAGCACCGCUGGGAAGGCACCCACCCGUCUCCCCCGUCCUGGACCGCGAUCGAAGACCUCAUUGAAACCAUCCAAGAAACAAGCGACCAUUCACCGCAGCCUCUUUCCAAUGAUCGAGCAACGACGCCGAGACCGCCAACUUGCGGCUCGCGCUGCUGGACAUGCCGCUAUCGCCCGCUUGAAAUACAGGAGCGUUGUCAGUCGCCUCCAACAACUCAGCAACACCCUCUUCACUAUCGACGACAUCCUCAACGCCGACGAUCGCGACAACUCGGACAAGGUCAACGAUGCCAUCAAGGUUGUCGAACAGGAGAUUGGAGGCGAAUGCCUGUGGGAUUCCGCCGAUUCCGACUGCGCUUCUCUGGGCGGGAUCCCAUCUGACAGUGACUAG